AAAUGAGACAACCGGAAGUCCAGAGUGAAGCCUAGAAGCAGUUAGCCUGUUAGCCUGAGCAGUGUUGUUAUUCCAACGUUUCAUUCUUCCUAGUCGGUUUCCAGCAGAAGCACCAAUGUCCGAAAGAAAAGUGUUGAAUAAAUACUACCCACCGGAUUUUGAUCCAUCUAAAAUCCCCAAACUUAAACUCCCCAAAGAUCGUCAGUAUGUGGUCCGAUUGAUGGCUCCAUUCAAUAUGAGGUGUAAAACAUGUGGCGAGUACAUCUACAAGGGGAAGAAGUUCAAUGCACGUAAGGAGACUGUUCAGAAUGAGCUGUACAUGGGACUGCCCAUCUUCCGUUUCUACAUCAAAUGUACUCGGUGUCUUGCUGAGAUCACAUUUAAGACUGACCCAGAGAACACAGACUACGCGAUGGAGCACGGUGCGACACGAAACUUCCAGGCAGAGAAGCUGAUUGAGGAGGAGGAGAAGAGAAUCCAACAGGACAGGGAGGAAGAGGAGCUGAACAACCCCAUGAAGGUGUUGGAGAACCGCACAAAGGAUUCCAAGAUGGAGAUGGAGGUUCUGGAGAACCUCCAGGAGCUGAAGGAGCUGAACCAGAGGCAGGCUCAGGUGGACUUUGAGGGAAUGAUUGACCGGUACAGAGAGCUGGAGAAGAGAGAGAAGGAAAGGGAGAAAGAAGAGGAUGAGCGAGAGACAAAAGAGAUGUUGGAUCGUGCUCUUGUGAAAAGACUCAGAGACUCUGACUCUGACUCGGAGAAGGAGGAGGAGAGCAGCAGCUCGCAGUCAAAGAAAUCCAGCACAGACAAACCAACAGACAUCCUCACCAUUGACAAACCCACAGAGGCACAGGGAACCUCAACUGGAGGAGUGAAGAGGGCCAAAGUGGAGAGCUGGGAGAGGAGUGUGGGGACGCUGGGCGGUCGAGGGGCACUGGGGUCCCUCAUUGUGCGAAAGAAACCAGCCGCGACGUUCAUCAAACCGAGGCCAGUGGCGGCCGUUGCUGCUCCCAAAUCACAAGCAGAUUCAACAGCGUCUACGGCUGACUCCAAGAAUGCUACUAAACCUGUUACCACGCAAAAUGGGUCAUCAUCUCUGAGCCUGCUGGGGGCGUAUUCAGACAGUGACAGCAAUGACAGCGAAUGAAAGGAAGAUGCUUGGCAUGGAUUUUAAUUUGAGCGACUGACACACAAUUGUAUAAAUGAAUGCAGAAAGGAAUUUAAUGAUAUGGACUGUUUUGUAAUGCUGCACAGAAAUCAAAAUCUUCUGUAAACCAGUUUGUUGGUCUCUUCUGUGAAAACCUUUUCAUAAAGACUGAUAUUAAGUCCUGGUUGGCAGUCAUUAGCAGGAAUUGUAUGGUCUGUUGUCUCAGUGAAACAAUAUUUGUGGAGCUGUUCCUGAGAAUUUAACCUAGAAAAAAAUGGUAAUGUUUGAGUUUUUGUGAGGCAAAUUAAAUAUUGGGUGUAUAUUUUAGUGUUUAUUAAAAUCUGUUUUAACUUUAA
Morone saxatilis (striped sea-bass) is the source of this 1503-nucleotide messenger RNA. RefSeq names its product YJU2 splicing factor homolog (gene yju2). The transcript has 8 exons. Gene Ontology annotation, cellular component: U2-type catalytic step 1 spliceosome. Bases 116 to 1147 code for a protein of 343 amino acids. The record is from RefSeq and is a predicted model, not a curated record. Gene Ontology annotation, biological process: mRNA splicing, via spliceosome. Lineage: Eukaryota; Metazoa; Chordata; Actinopteri; Moronidae.